AUGUUUGGAAGGAGCAUCUGUCAGACAAUAAAACUUACAAGAAAACAUGUUUCUCAUUUAAAGAGUAUUCACUAGAACUAUUUCAGUGUUGGAAUCAGUUCAUUUGUAUAGCUUGGAGGCAUUAAUAAGAGCAGAGAACUGUAAAGGCAACAGAAAACUCAAACUGUUACUAAGAAUCCAAGGUAUUUUUUAAAAGCAUUUUGUAUUUUCGGCAUCUCAGUCUUCUGAUAAAAAAUCUGAACCAGCUGACAGACAGGAAACCUCUGCUAGUCCAUCCAGAGGGAUUGCAAACAAGAAGAUGGCACGAAUUCUGCAAACCUGGAAAGUCUAAAGAUUGCAAUAAUUGUUGGACCAAAGGGACCCUCUUCAGGCAUAAAUAGCAAGACUCCUACUGUCUUCUCUUGCAGACCAACUCAGCUGCCAGCAAAAGCAGGUGCUCUCCCCCUACCAGUGCUCCAGAGGAAUAUUUAGAAUGGAAAACUUGAUGUUUGUCUACUGGUCCUGUAAAGUUCUCUGGACAGUGCUUGCAACAAUGCUGGGUUAUUCCAGCAGCCUGCCUGUGGGGGAGGAUGCUCUCUGCACAGCAGAGGAACUUGCUAAAUACAGGAUAAUCUUCACAGGGAAAUGGAGUCAAACUGCUUUCCCCAAGCAGUACCCACUCUAUAGGCCCCCAGCACAGUGGUCAUCCUUGCUAGGUGUUACUCAUAGUUCUGACUACAGCAUGUGGAAAAAAAAUGAAUAUGCCAGCAAUGGUGUACGUGAUUUUGCUGAAAAGGGUGAAGCAUGGGCAUUAAUGAAAGAAAUAGAAGAAGCUGGAGAGAAAAUUCAGAGUGUACAUGGAAUCUUCUCUGCUCCUGCAAUUUCCAGUGGUACAGGACAAACCUCUACUGAAUUAGAAGUGCAUCCAAGGCAUCCCUUAGUUUCCUUUGUUGUAAGAAUUGUUCCAAGCCCCGACUGGUUUGUGGGUAUUGACAGCCUGAAUCUCUGUGAAGGAGACCACUGGAUGGAGGAAGUAUCAGUAGAUCUAUUUCCAUAUGAUGCUGGAACUGACAGUGGAUUCACAUUUUCCUCCCCAAACUUCGCCACUAUUCCACAGGACACAGUUACAGAGAUCACUUGUUCCUCUCCAAGUCACCCAGCAAACUCAUUUUAUUAUCCCAAACUCAAAAUUUUGCCACCAAUUGCUCAAGUAACAAUGGUGAAAUUAAAGAAAAGCCAGCUAGGUCUUUCUGCACCUUUUAUUAAUCUUCCAGCUAAAAGCAAUGAAAUAAUAGACACUGUCUCAGAAACACCCCUGGACUGCGAGGUCUCACAAUGGUCGUCCUGGGGUCUCUGCAGAGGGGUUUGCAGGGAAACAGGGACCAAGAUCAGAACUCGUUUUGUCCUUCUUCAGCCUGCCAAUAACGGGAUGCCUUGUCCAAACCUGGAUGAAGAAACAGGAUGUGAACCAGAGAACUGUGUCUGAAAUAAAGGAAAGAUAAUAAUUAAGAUAAUUUAAAAGUAGCAUAAGUUUAAAUCUAAACUACAUGCCAAUCAAUGUUCUUUGUAAUUUGGAUACGCUGCACUAUUUUACUGAAAAGCUGUAUUAGAGUGGUUUUGAAAGUUUUUAUUUAAUAUCAAGAUUUUGAGGGGUUAAAUGCCUAAGGUUUAGUAGGACAACAGUACUGGACAAUUUGCAGACCAAAAACCCCCAAAUAAAUCCUUCCUCCAGAUACACUGUAAGUUCUUUGAGUACCCUCUAGUGGUAGAAAAGAAGAUAUUUGGAAACAUUGUACUUCACAUUUUUACUUCACAGUAAAAAUCUUUCAAUCACAAAAUCUAAACUAAUAACCUCCUUAAAUAUUAUAAUUUGUUUAUCUACAGCUAUUUAUACGUAGAAAAUAGUUUUUUUCCUCUAAAUUAUGUUUUUAUAAUUUAUUGGCAUUUUUGUCAUCUUUCUAACCUUGCUUAAUGUCCAUUUCUUCAGAAACUACUUACAGAAGUCAGAGUGAGCAGAUGUUUGCAGUGUGGUUAAGACAAUAAUGGAACUGAGUAAAUUUGUCUUGAGAUUUUUGAAUAUAUGAAAAUGUCUUUUUCUUGUUCUUUCUCAAAAGUGAGAAGAAUAACUGCCAUGAGGACACUCAGCCAACAAAAUGACUAGGAAAAAAAAUCAGAAGCGUGGAUGGUAGCAGAAACAUCUGAGCUGAAUUAGAAGUUUUAAUUGAGAUUCAAAAAUUGAUUGUUGGUGUGUGUCCCUCAUGAGACAACUUUAAUCUCAAAGCUAAUGCUGUUGACUAUAACAUAAAUUAUAUCAUGAACCUUAUAUACACAGUAAAUGUGUCCAUUUUUCUUUAUUUGUGUUUGCUGCUAUUUGUGUAUCUAUUAUCUAAAAUUAAGGUAUGCACGACUGUAACAAAACACGUUAGAAACUGUUCCUGACUGCAAGUUUUAAUGCUCAAAUAACUGUUAUAAAAGGAAUGUAACAUAUGAAGAGCUUAUGAAGAACUAGGAAAAGAAUUUUGGAAUAAUACUUAUUUAAUAGAAUAAGUUUAAAGUCAGCUCACAAAACUUUUACAGCACACUUCAAUUUUACAAAUAUACAGCAUAGGUAUUGAACAGGAGAGUUGACUUGAGUAGGUUCUUUCUGAAAUAUGCCAAAUACAAGAUAAUUUCUCUUGUCCUUAAACGAGCAGACUGUAUUCUCCACAGGGCUGAAACAUUUAAACGUUUCUCUGUAUUUUUUUUCCAGGAGAGAUGUCUUGCAAAGACACAAAUAAAUUUGAAACUUUAUCAGACUAGA
This is a messenger RNA of Oenanthe melanoleuca, 2779 nucleotides long. Its product is annotated as spondin-2-like. Gene Ontology annotation, cellular component: extracellular matrix. The record is from RefSeq and is a predicted model, not a curated record. The coding region runs from base 473 to 1465 and encodes 330 amino acids. The transcript is spliced from 6 exons. NCBI's taxonomy places the organism in Eukaryota, Metazoa, Chordata, Aves, Passeriformes, Muscicapidae. Gene Ontology annotation, biological process: cell adhesion.